AGCGGCGGGGCCCGGGCAGCCCGGGGCAGCGGCCGCCGCCAUGAAGAAGCAGUUCAACCGCAUGAAGCAGCUGGCCAACCAGACCGUGGGCAGGGCUGAGAGAACAGAGGUACUCAGUGAAGACCUGUUGCAGAUCGAGAGGCGCCUGGACGCUGUGAGGUCCGUGUGCCACCUGGCCCAGAAGAGGCUGAUUGCCUGUCUGCAGGGCCAGCAUGGCACUGACCCCGACAAGAGACACAAAAAACUUCCUCUAACAGCUCUGGCUCAGAACAUGCAGGAAGGAUCCAUCCAGCUGAGUGAUGAAACUCUGCUGGGGAAAAUGCUGGAUACCUGUGGGGAUGCAGAGAACAAACUGGCAAUGGAGCUCUCCCAGCAUGAAGUACAGAUUGAGAGAGAAGUUAUAGACCCCCUGUGCCUGCUGACAGAGACAGAGAUCCCAAACAUUCAGAAGCAGAGGAAGCAGCUUGCAAAGCUGGUGCUGGACUGGGAUUCUGCCAGGGGAAGAUACAACCAAGCCCACAAGACUUCAGGAACCAAUUUCCAAGUGCAUCCUUCAAAAAUAGAGUCUCUUAAGGAAGAGAUGGAUGAAGCUGGAAAUAAAGUAGAGCAGUGCAAGGACCAGCUGGCUGCAGACAUGUACAGCUUCGUGUCCAAGGAGGGCGAGUACGCGCGCUGCUUUGUGACGUUAUUAGAAGCACAAGCAGAUUACCAUAGAAAAGCAUUAGCAGUCAUAGAAAAGGUCCUACCCGAAAUUCAAGCCCAUCAAGACAAAUGGACUGAAAAGCCAGCUUUUGGAACUCCCCUGGAAGAGCAUCUCAAGCGCAGCGGGCGGGAAAUCGCAGUUCCCAUCGAAGCCUGUGUCAUGAUGCUGCUGGAAACAGGGAUGAGAGAGGAGGGCUUGUUCAGAAUUGCUGCUGGAGCCUCCAAGUUAAAAAAGCUGAAAGCUGCCCUGGACUGUUCCACUUCCCAGCUGGAUGAGUUUUACUCAGAUCCCCACGCUGUUGCAGGUGCCUUGAAAUCCUAUUUGCGGGAGCUGCCAGAGCCUCUCAUGACCUACAGCCUGUACGAGGAGUGGACACAAGCUGCAAAUAUUCAGGACCAGGAUAAGAAGCUGCAGGAGUUGUGGAGGAUUUGUAACAGAUUACCUGAGCAUUACCGUGUUAACUUCAGGUAUUUAAUCAAAUUUUUAGCCAAGCUUGCCCAGAACAGUGACGUUAACAAAAUGACACCGAGCAACAUCGCCAUAGUCUUGGGCCCCAACUUGUUGUGGGCAAAGAAUGAAGGCUCCCUUGCUGAAAUGGCAGCAGCCACCUCGGUGCACGUGGUAGCAGUCAUUGAGCCCAUCAUUCAGCACGCAGACUGGUUCUUCCCUGGAGAUGAAGAUUUCAACGUGUCUGGGGCGUUUGUGGCAGUUCCUGCUGUAAAUUCCAAUCACUUGUCACACACUGGGAAUGACUAUGAAUGUGGGACCUUGGAGAGGAAGAGGCCUCUGAGCAUGACUGUGAUGGAAGGGGAUUUGCUGAAGAAGGACAGCUUUGGUGUGAAGGUGCUGGAGCUGCCCGCGACCCCGCGGCGCUGUGGCACUGUAAGCAGAAAGCUCACAUCGCCCGCCUUCCAGCCGCCGCUGCCGCCCUGCGAGCCCGCGGGGGCCGAGCAGCCCUGCCCGCCCGCCGGGGCUGAGCCCGGCCCCGGGGCUGGCCCCGCGCCCUCUGCUGCCCCAGCAGAGCAGCCCCAGCCUCCAGGCUCUGAGGAUGCCAGCACCUCAAAAUCCAAGGAGAGCACGAGUGCAGCCACUCCUCCCCCGGUGAGGAACGGUGCCCAGGCAGUGCCCAGCAGCUCCCAGCUCUCUGUCAGCCAGCCCCAGAGCAAUGCUGGGCCCAGUCCCCACGCCCUGAGGAGAGGUGUGUGUUCCUUUGCUUUCCAUCCACGUGUUCCAAGCCUUGAUGUACUGCAGAAAUGCUGCUGAAAUGACUUCAGCAGC
Molecule: messenger RNA, 1981 nt
Organism: Pyrgilauda ruficollis (rufous-necked snowfinch)
Lineage: Eukaryota; Metazoa; Chordata; Aves; Passeriformes; Passeridae
Gene: ARHGAP17
Product: Rho GTPase activating protein 17
Exons: 18
Coding region: 41-1966 (641 amino acids)
Biological process (GO): positive regulation of GTPase activity; signal transduction; regulation of Rac protein signal transduction
Cellular component (GO): cytosol; cytoplasm; intracellular anatomical structure
Molecular function (GO): GTPase activator activity; protein binding
Source: RefSeq, a predicted model, not a curated record